UCAGACAAGAGACGGGGCCGUGUGCCUGAAUGGAUGCGCCCACCAAUGCAAAAUGGCCUGCUCGAAGGCCGUCUCUAGAUCGUCCUUGUGGUAGGUGUCGGGCCCUUUGUCGAUCCUGAAUGGACGAGAAGUCACAGCGAGGGAGACAUUGUCCAUUUGUGUCUCUGCAUUCCCCUCCCUCCCUCCCUUACUCGUCGACUAUCAUUUCGAUGGUAUCCCUGAAGAACUCAUAGAUCUUCGGGAGCGUCGGCCCAUAAGGCGUCAUGUCGCCCAGCCCCAGCAGGUGCUCCAGCAGCUCCUUGACCUCGGCAGCGGUCGACUCUGCAUCCAUGAAUGCAUCAAUCAACACAAAUGUGGCAGCACUGCAGAAGUGUCGCUCACCACCCACCGGGCAGCAUUCCACAGAUGUCAUCUAUACACUUGUUGUCCGCCUUGUCGCGGGCCUUGAGGUAUCUGCCGGCCGCCGCCACCACGGUGGGGUGGUCCUUGCCGCCCGGCCGUUUCUCCGCUAUGGCCUGGGCCGUCGCCUCGCUCAGCGCCCUUGAGGCGGCGCGGAACUCGUCGCCCUCGAAGGCCUUGGUCGUCACCAUGGCCAGGCAGGUCCGCACACCAGCACACAGGUCCCCUCUGAGAGGACAUCGCGAAGACAGGCGAUGAGAUGGAUAUCUUGGCUCCUUUAUUCGCUUACCCCCCGGUCCACAUGAGGCCUUUGAACGCGUUGGUCCCUCGCAUCGACCAGUUGCGGCCGACGAAGAUUGGCUCCAUCUGCCACGGCUGGAUGUCCAUUGCCCUCGACGCAUCGAUGAGCUUGGGCAUGAAGGGCGCCGUCAAGCUAAACAUAAUGUUACCCUUGCUCAGGUCCUGGUGGGCCUUGCCCGCGGCAUGGAACUGCUGCAGGGCACAAACCUGCACGCAUGCUCAUACAAACAUCUCGUAAGAUGGAGUUUUCCCAUUGGGUUCAUCCUUUCUCUGAUGCAUCCAUUCGUACCACGCCAUCGCACGUCUACAGGGCGGCCUUGAUGGGCAUGGGCCGGUUCAUCUUGGCCUCGUACUCCCUCGUGAGGUCGGAGGCGUCGCAUUGGAGUUUCUCCAUGACGAGAAUGGUCUUAACGCUCCCGCCCCCGACCUCACACUUGGCGCACAUGAUAAUCCGGGCACACGCGGCUCCUCGCUCUUCGUUCUGGCGGCCUCGUUCACCGCGGACAGCACCUCCCGCUCCCUGGUGAUGUACUCAUCAUUCCGGUGGGCUGAC
This is a messenger RNA of Vitrella brassicaformis, 1252 nucleotides long. The record is from the annotation of a GenBank genome assembly. Lineage: Eukaryota; Vitrellaceae.